GUGACCGUCUGUCCACUCUUGUCACGUGACUCCGUGUUGACGGAAAUGCUGCAGGAAUGGCAAGAAACGAAGAGAAGCAGUUUGGAAGACUGAAUCGACUGUGGCUCCAGAAAGAGAGAGAAGAGGGUCGCAUUAAAGAUGUCAACGUGUCACGGCCAAAGCUUGCAACGUUAAAUUCAGUGGCAGCAGUGAAGAAGUGGAUGCCGAGCAUCAAGAAGGAGAUAGAGUACUAUCUGCAGCAGUCGCAGUUAUCUCAUUACCCAGAAAGGAAGAUAGACGAGUUCCGUCUGCAUAUCGAAGAACUCGAGAGAGAAUACAAACGCUACCUGAAAAAACUACGCUCCCUAGACCCCACCUGCAAACACAAGCCUUGGGAACCUCGAGCAUACACCAAGAGGAGGCAGGAGCCAAGCCAUCAAAACACCUCCAAAAAACUGUGCCUCCACAGCAGAGAAGAGGAUGUUAUUGAGGACACCAACACCGAGGCAGCAGGAAACCACACAUCUCUCACUAAUGUACAAGAACUUCCCUCCCCAUCAGCUCCUGUUUCCACCCAAGCCUCUGAUCUCCCUGACCAGGACCUCCCGCUGUGCUUCGAUCAGGCCCGGCUUGCGGUGGCGGUGGCCAGUUCACGUGUGGCUCUCACUGGGCAGCAGCAGGACACAGGUACGCUGACACGAGUGUUGCUCACCGGCCUGCCCAACCUCCACAGCCUCCCGCUAGCACAGGCAGCAGCAAACGAAGGAACGCGGCAGCCUUCGAAUGCUGAAACAGACCAGAGUAAAACCAAACAUUUACCGGGACUCGGCUGCUACUCGUCGUCCUCCGAUGAGGAAAAUAUAGCUGACUGAAAUUUCAGUUUGUGAAAUUUCAUCAUGCUUAUUUGAUGAUGUUUUUAUUUUAUUUUGUUGUUGGUUAAAUACAUGGUGCUAAGACAUUUAACAUUUGAUAUUCAUAAUGUCACUUAAAUAUUUUCACAUUUGGUGCGUGAAACUGAAACUUGAAAGUAAAAAAUUCCAUUUGAAACCUGAAAGCUGUAAA
Ctenopharyngodon idella (grass carp) is the source of this 1041-nucleotide messenger RNA. RefSeq lists its product as uncharacterized. The transcript is spliced from 5 exons. Gene Ontology annotation, biological process: generation of catalytic spliceosome for second transesterification step. The record is from RefSeq and is a predicted model, not a curated record. NCBI's taxonomy places the organism in Eukaryota, Metazoa, Chordata, Actinopteri, Cypriniformes, Xenocyprididae. Bases 57 to 851 code for a protein of 264 amino acids.